AUGGCCACCGCGGCCCACAGAAAAACGAGACGACGACGAUGGCUCCUCUUACUAAUCCCUAGCGUAGACGCCGCGAACUGGGCGCAGACGACGGGCGCGCUGCGCCAGAACCUGGCCGUGCCCUACAUGGCGACGCCGUCGAAGAAUCGGAGCCACUGGAGCGGCCGGUUGGGCCACGCCACGGCCGUUUCGAACGAAGCGUGCAUGGCGACGCGCGCCUGCGCCGCCGAGACCGUCUGCAUGUACGAGCGCAAGUGCAAGAAGACGGGCUCGGAGACCGUCGCGGACAGCGCGCAGCUGUGCAGGGUGGACGGCGACUGCGCGGGCGGCGACAGCGAGGAGUGCGUCGACAUCGCCGUCCAGGGGUCGGACCCGGUCUGCUCGAGAGAUCGGUGCUGCAAGGUGAUCCACGACAACAGGUACCACCUGUACCUCGUGGGCGGCGACGACUUUAGCGCGACCUUCACGAAGGCGAACCGGAGGAAGCAGCACGACGCGGGCAACCCGUCGCACGGGUUCCGGAACGACGUGUGGCGAUUACGGGCCAAGCCCCGGACGUGGCUGGGCAUGUACGACAUGAUCGACCGGACGCGCUACGACCACAAGAUGCCGAAGCUCUGGUCCUUGCUCCGGUGGGAGCAGCGCGCGCCGGGCCGCGUCCCUGACUCGGGCGAGACGUACGAGGAAUUCAUCCAGUGCCAGCUGCCGCUCCAGCAGUGGAGCGAGGGCAAGACGUCGGACAAGUACCCGUCACACGUGACCGCGGGCAUCGACUGUCAGUCGAGGAAGUGGUUCACGCGGAUGCCCCGUCAAACGUGGUUUGGCAAGAAAGGCGAGGUGGAGAUCGACGGGAUGUACCGGGGCUGGUUCUCGCCGCGACGGUUCCACCAGCUCGCCGAGCACAAGGGCAACCUUUUUCUGAUCGGGGGCCGGGCGCGGGAGCACAAGCGCCUCGCGAACGACCGGACCGUGGGGCUCACGUCCCCCAAACAGAUGCAGAUGCGGGGCCGGGCCGGGCACUCGACGUGGCGCGAGCCGGCCGUGCUCAAGAACGACGUCUGGCUAUCCGGGGACGGUGGCGCGAACUGGAGGCUCAUCGAACCGGGCUGCCAGAACAACAAGGCCCUGCCGGGGUUGUUGUUGACGGGCGGCGACGGCAAAACCUACGUGAGCGACAAGAGCAACGUGUGCAAGGUUGACACGGACUGCUACAGCCCGUCCGAGGAGUGCACGGGCGUAGACAAGAGCCGAGACGAGUCGACGGGUAUCUGCACCUGCAAGAUCUGGUCGCCGCGCGAGCAGCACCGCGUGGCGAUCCACCGCGGCAUCAUGUUUUUGGUGGGCGGGUUCGUGACGGUGCACCGGAGCUACUGCGAGGGCGACGCGUGCGGCGACGUCGACGCGGGCGGCUACCGCGAGUACCUGAGCGACGUCUGGUACUGGGACCUGAACACGUGGCUGUCCGAGGGCGACGACGGUCAAAAGAACACGUGGGAAGAGAAUACCAUUGGCGCAGGCUUCGCCGGGAGAGGCGGGCAUUCGUUAUCCGUGCUCGAGAUGCUCCCGAAAGACGGUUUGGGUGUGCAGGCCAAGGGCAUCUUCGCGCUGUGGGUGAUCGGCGGGCGGACGGGCUCGGCCGACGACAAGUCGCGGGACGCCGUGCUCGACGACGCGUGGUACGCCGAGGUUCCCAUGCACCCUUGCCCGGUUGGGACGAUUCCCCCGGAUGGUCUCGACGAGUGCGUGGACGUCGGGGCCGGUACGUGGGAGUGGCUGAACGCGUGCCCCGACGGGUGCGGGUUCCCGGCGCGAUCGGGCCACGCCACGGUGGUCGACCUGCCCUCGGAAAGCAAUUUAUUCACGCAACGAGUCUAUGUCAUCGGGGGCGAAGGUCAGGAUGGCUCGUUACUGGGAGACGUCUGGUCGACGGGCUGGGAGUGCACGCACGACGGGCAGCAGGCGGGCAGCCGGACGAAGGUGCCGACCGCCGCGGCCACGGACACGGUGAACGAACCGAGUCGGGGCGUCUGGCGCGGCUUCUGCACGUCGAAGAUAUGCCUCGAAGGCAAGUGCGAGGCGGGCGACCCGAACAACGACAUUAACCUCGUCAAGACCGAGCUCCAGGACGGCCUGGACCAGGACAACAAGUACUGCUUCACGCGCAAGUGCAAGAAGACGGACGCGCUGACGGUCGCGAACAGCGCGCAGCUGUGCAGGGUGGACAGCGACUGCGCGGGCGGCGACAACGAGGAGUGCGUCGACAUCACCUGGACGGAGGACGACGAGCAGCACUACGUGGCCUGCGUCGAGGAGGAGGACUGCCCGGCCAUGGCGAGCUGCCGCGCGAAGCCGCGGUGGCGGCGGGACUACGACCCGGACGCGCUGUUCCGGGCGAAGGUGCCGGGCGGGGCGUUCAUGCCCGAGUCGACGUUCGUCGAGGACGUCGAGGGCGCCGUCACGGGCACGCCCGGCGAGUACUACUCGCAGUGCGACUUCGACCCCAUCGGCGCGUGGUUUUACGAUGCGGGGGCGCCGCAGCAGCACUACGUCGACGGCGACUCGCCGGUCGAGAAGUUGGUGAAGGUGUACCUGCCGACCGCGGAGACGGAGCCGUCCCAUGCGGGCGACCAGGGCUACCCGAGCGUGUACCAGCAGUGCCAGAACCACUACGGCAUCGUGCCGCGGCGGAAGCAACUCAUCACGGACGGCACGGACGGCACGCAAGAUAGAUUAGGUAUGUUACAUACGCUCGGCAUCCAUACGAUCCGGGAUUUGGCGGAAGCGACGCGGGAACAGAUCGUGGAGCUGCGGGGCUACCGCAACCCCGGCGCGACGCCGCUCGUCGACGACGUCUACGAGGACGUCUGCGACCACAAGGCGUUCGCGGAGGCCUUGCUCGAGAAGUGCCACGUCACGCCGCACCAGCACCCGCUGACCCACUUCGACCUCGAGACCUUCGCGCCCUGGAACGUCGAGGUCGAGUUCGCGCCCGGGAGCCCGCCGCUCGGCGCGAAGCCGCGCGGCUUCGAGGACGACGACGAACGCGCGUUCGGCAAGGAUGCAGUUUUGGACGGCGAGGCCUCGGGCAGCCUGAAGGAAGAGGACAAAUUGAAGACCUGGGCCGUCGGCAGUCCUUUUAAGGCAAGGUGGCACUGCGGCCGGGACCAGUACCCGUGCCAGAACCCGCGGCCGGCCGUCCCGGCGGAGGAAAUCAUCGCGGGCUGGGACGGCUGCAAAACCAUACUCGGUGGGGGAACGGUCGACGUGCCGGGCAUCGGCGGCGUGCCGCCGCCCGACGACGUCAAGGACCCGGAACCGCUCGUGCGCGAGCUGAUCUGCAAGCAGAACCCGGGGCCGCGGGCGUACCAUACGGGCGUGUUCUUCGACGGCAAGGUUUACGUCUUAGGUGGUCUGGAGAAUAAGACCUCCCUAAAAACGGCGCAGGACAUGUGGUACAGGGAUGAUAAUUUACCACGCGCCGAGCUCGGGGACCGCGUCCCGGCGAAGGCCGACCUCAGUACCAUAACGACGAUGUUCGACGUGCCGCAGUACCAGUUCCACGCCAAGGCGGCGGACGAAGCGGUUAUGUUUGAAUACCUAGUGUAUGAUGCUGAUGAAAAUCAAGUUGUGAGAACAUGGGAUAGAUCACUAGGCAAAGCGCAGGUCAACUGGCUCGAUAAGUACUACGAGAACGGCCCCGGGAGCGGGUUCUACAUUUUUUAUGUUAGGGCUGUCGAUGCGGCGGGUAAUGUGGACGUGGUCUUCGACGGUUUACGUUUCCGGAACAUGUACAAGUGGAAGUACAACACGCGGCUGCCCUGGGAUUAUAUUGGAUAUUCGGUCCUGUCGUUUCUGACGUGUGUACUAGUGGCCUACAAGGAGUACCAACGACGCAAAAGAAAAGCGGCCAUGGAACGGUACGCUAUUAAGAGGAUGCGCCGCAAGUUCAAGGGCGCCCAGAAGGAGAUGAACAAGGGAGGCGUCGACUGGCGCAAGAUGAUGGACGACGACAAGAAGAAGCGGAAGAAGAAGGAUAAGAAGAAGGGCUCCGAGAAGAAGAAAGCGAAAGACCGGGAGAAACAGAAGGCUAAAAAAGCCAAACAGAAGGAGAAGGAGAAGCUCAAGAAAAAACGCGAGUAA
Molecule: messenger RNA, 4140 nt
Organism: Pelagomonas calceolata
Lineage: Eukaryota; Pelagophyceae; Pelagomonadales; Pelagomonadaceae
Source: the annotation of a GenBank genome assembly